CAAUCGUUCAAAGAGUAUUUUCUAAGUCGGGUGUAACUAGUAAUAGUGAAUUAACAUGUUUGAUUAUUUUCAAAUAUUAAUUGCAUUUGUCGCAAUUUUUCUCACUUUGUAUUAUUAUUUUACAUUAAAUUUUAAUUUCUGGAAAAAUCGCAAUGUGGUUGCACCUAAACCGAUACCAUUUUUUGGAAAUACCAAGGAUGUCAUAUUAAGAAAAAUUGAAAUAAGUAAUUUUAUAGCGAAAUUAUAUAAGAAAUACGACAAUGAGGCAAUGUUCGGGAUAUUCUUCGGUAGUUCGCCUAAUCUCGUUUUGCGCGAUUUAGAUCUCAUCAAAGAUGUUUUAAUUAAAGAUUUCUCUACGUUUGACGAACGAGGAUUCAAGAUUUCUGAACGGGCUGACCCAUUGAAUGCAAAUCUCUUUAAUUUGGAUGUUAAAAGAUGGCGACCAUUAAGAAUAAGAUUGUCAUCAGUAUUUACUUCUGGUAAAUUGAAAGAAAUGUUCCCCUUUAUGUUGGAAUGUGCCGAACGUUUAGAGCAAUGUUUAGAAAAUGCUGUGAAAAGAGAAGGAUUUGUAGAUUGUUUUGAAAUAUCAGCGAGAUACACCACAGAUGUUAUUGGAAGUUGCGCUUUUGGAAUCAACAUGAACGCGUUGUCAGAUGAAUGUAGUGAAUUUCGCAGAAUAGGAAAAAGAAUUUUUGAUCUAGAUAAAAACAUUCUAAGAUCUUUUCUUCGACAAUUCUUUCCACAGUUCUAUAAUUUACUUGGUUUUGUAAUACCAUAUUCAGAAACAAGCAUAUUUGUGACAAAAUUUAUUUCAGAAAUGAUUAAAUAUAGGGAAGAAAAUAAUGUGGUAAAAGCAGAUUUUGUAAACUCAUUAAUGGAAUUGAAAAAACACUCGGAAAAGUUGCAGAAUAUUAAAAUAACAGAUAAUUUACUUGCUGCACAAGCUUUUGUUUUCUUUGCUGCUGGAUUUGAAACAUCAUCGACAACAAUGGCACAUGCUCUUUAUGAAAUGGCUUUGAAUCCUCACAUACAAGAUAAAGUACGAAAAGAAAUAAAAGAAUUCCAUGCCAAAAAUAAUGGGAAUUUCACAUACGAAGAAGUUAAGAAAAUGAAAUAUUUGGACAAAGUAUUUAAAGAAACACUUAGAAAAUAUCCACCAGGGGUGUUUCUAAAGCGAAAAUGCAACUCUAAUUAUACCUUCAAUGGUACAAAAGUAUCGAUACCUGCUGGAACUUCUGUAAUUAUUCCUGUGUAUUCAAUUCAAACAGAUCCAAAAUUCUAUGAAAAUCCAGAUGUAUUUGAUCCUGAAAGAUUUAAUGAGGAUGCAGUAGCUGCAAGGCAUCCAAUGAGUUAUUUACCAUUUGGUAAUGGACCAAGGAAUUGCAUUGGAAUACGAUUUGGCAUUUAUCAAACAAAAGUUGGACUGAUAAGAAUGUUACAAAAUUUCAAAGUAAAUGUUUGCGAAAAGACAAUGAUUCCUUAUAUAAAGAAAAUAAAUUCAUUUACAUUGGCCCCUAAAGAUGGAAUUUUUUUGAAAGUAGAAAAAAUAACUGAUUGUGGAAAAAUACAAAAUAAUAAACCGUAUCAUACAUUGAGUUUUUACUUCGUGUCAAAACAAAAAUUUAAUUAUAUCCAUUAUUUCUUCAUUAAAUUAACUUAUAAAACAAGAAUGCCAAGUUUAGAAAUUAUUUUUGGAAUCAUCUUAUUAUUUCUGGCAAUUUAUUAUUAUUUCACUUCAACGUUCGAUUUUUGGAAAGUUCGUGGAGUACCUGGACCAAAGCCGAUACCAAUAUUCGGUAAUAUAAAAAAUGUAAUGCUUUUAAGAACGUCUAUGUGCCACUAUUUAAAAAAACUCUGUGAAGAAUAUAAACAUGAACCUAUGAUUGGAAUAUUCACUAGAAAAACACCUAUACUCAUUAUUCAAGAUCCAGAUCUUAUAAAGGAUGUUUUAAUAAGGGAUUUUUCUAAGUUUGCCAACCGAGGAAUUCCUAUUCAUGAAAAGGCAGAACCAUUAUCUUCACAUCUCUUCAAUUUGGAGGUAGAAAGAUGGCGUCCAUUAAGAACAAGACUUUCGCCAGUAUUUACAUCUGGCAAAUUGAAAGAAAUGUUUCCCUUAAUAUUAGACUGUGCAAAACAUUUGGAACAAUAUCUGGAUAAACUGAUAUUAAGAGAAGAAUUUAUAGAAUGUCGUGAAUUAACAGCUAAAUAUACAACAGAUGUGAUAGGUAGCUGUGCCUUUGGUAUCGAAAUGAAUGCACUGUCUGACGAAGAAAGCGAAUUUCGUCGAAUAGGUAGAAAAGUAUUUGCCAAUUCAUUUGGGCAAAUCUUAAGAUUUCGAUUUAGACAAAUUUUCCCACGAAUUUAUAAUUUACUUGCUUUCAUAUUACCACCAAUGGAAGUCACAAAGUUCCUCACGAAUAUUAUCGUAAGUACAAUGAAAUACAGACAGGAAAACAACAUUGUGAGGCCUGAUUUUGUCAAUAUGCUUAUAGAGCUUAAAAAACAUCCAGAUAAAUUAGAAAAUAUUAAAUUAACGGAUACUUUAUUAACGGCACAAGCAUUCGUUUUCUUCAUUGCUGGAUUUGAAACUUCUUCGUCAGCUAUAAGCAACGCACUUUAUGAAUUAGCUUUAAAUCCUGAAAUUCAAGAUAAGUUACGGCAAGAGAUUAAAGAAUAUUUCAAUAAACAUAAUGAAUUGAAAUACGAAUAUAUAAAAAAUAUGACAUAUCUGGAUUUAGUAUUUCGUGAAACAUUAAGAAAAUAUCCACCUGGACCACUUAUAUUAAGGAAGUCAAUAACUAAUUAUACUUUCAACAAUACAAAAAUUUCUAUACCAGAAGAAAGUUUUGUAUGGAUACCAUUAUAUGCAAUUCAUCAUGAUCCUAAGAUUUAUCCAAAUCCUGAUGCUUUUAUUCCUGAAAGAUUUAAUGAUGAUGUCAUUGCAACACGACAUCCAAUGCACUAUUUACCUUUUGGUGAUGGACCCAGAAAUUGUAUUGGAGCACGAUUUGCAGUUUACCAAUCCAAAAUUGGUUUGAUAACAAUACUUUGGAAUUAUAAAGUUGAAGUUUGCAAUAAAACUAUGAUUCCAUAUGAAAUUAAUCCAGCUGCUUUCUUAUUAACACCAAAAGGAGGAAUAUAUUUAAAAUUUACAAAAAUAAAAAAUGAUGAAGAAAUUUUAAAUUGAUGAGAUUUUAAAAAAUUUAAACUGGUUCUAAUAAUUCAAUGAAAAACAUUUUAAAAAAAUUUAUAUUUUCUAUUGAAUUAUCAGAAUCAACUAUAUUGAUAAGAGCUAUAUUUUGAGCUAUAUAUGUAUUUCAUGAUAUAAUAUAUUUUAUUAUAAUAUUAAUUUUUAAUUGAAGAAAUCUAGAUUGCAUAAUAUGAAAUGAUUAAUUAUAAAUAUAUAAAUUGAAUUUUCUUGUUUUGUUAUUUUUAUUAUUAUUAUAUUAUAUUAUAUAUUAUAUAUUUAAUUAUAUAUAUAAAUCUUGUAUAAAUAACGAAUACUAAAUGAUAUAUAUAUGUACAUAUAAAAAAUACAAGAAAAUAAAGAAUAAUUCAUUAAUAAAA
This is a messenger RNA of Apis cerana (Asiatic honeybee), 3567 nucleotides long. RefSeq lists its product as uncharacterized. Gene Ontology annotation, molecular function: monooxygenase activity; oxidoreductase activity, acting on paired donors, with incorporation or reduction of molecular oxygen; heme binding. NCBI's taxonomy places the organism in Eukaryota, Metazoa, Arthropoda, Insecta, Hymenoptera, Apidae. The record is from RefSeq and is a predicted model, not a curated record.